AUGGCGCGUCUUCGGAAGCCUAGCCCUACGGAGCAGGUCAUAUUUAUACCACCACCUACACCCACCACGCGAUCCACCCGAACCAGUCCCCGCAAGACUAUGUGCAAAUCGCCCUCGACCCGCAAGUUGCGAUAUACUUCGCCAGAAGACUCAGAUGAAGGCUCAUUCCUUGUUCCGAAAGCUCCCAUAAAUCAGUCGCCGGUUAGGAAACAGCGUGUGCUACGGCCAAUGGCAAGCAAUGCGAGUCUGGUACAGAGGCCCAGUACUGAGAGCCUGCGCAGCUUGGUAGCAACGCCGGAUAAGGAUAGGAGGCCGAGGAGGCCGCUGAGAGACGGUGGUAGCGCGGCAAAUCAUCUGUACUCGAAGACUUUGGCGAAAAUUGUGGCGAGGAAGAAGGGACCAUUGAACAUUGCACCAUCAGAGUUCGAGGGGACAGUCGUGGAUGAGAGGGACGUUGAGCAGAGCAUUGUAUGUGGAGAUACCAAUGAAGCAAAUGAUGAAGACAAGGAGAAUACGCCGAAGAAAGAAAAGAGUGACGACGAUGUAGACGACGAACCUGUGGUGGACGCGAGGAGGAGGCGCAAGCAGCCCCGAGCGAGAAGGAGGGUAGUCUCCGAUUCUGAGGAGGAUGAGGACGAAAACUACGAUGAUGCUGUGAUGUCCCAGCACACACAGACUCCAGUUCCAGAGCCUGCAUGGAAACCUUCCGUGGCCAUGCCACCUCCACCACUAGUAUCGAACAGGCCCCCGUUUCGAAAGGGUCAUAGCAUUAUCUCAAAUUGGGCACAAGACGUCAUUGACUUGACGGAGUCUCCAGAACCGCAAUCGUCUUUCGCAAUUCCCCCCACCUGCUCGAGCACGCACCGCUUCUUUUGCCGCUUCGUCUCGUACAAGCAGCAGGACGUCGAACCUCCCUCGAAACUUGCCUCUCCAUCGAAGAAAAAUGCUCGAAUACCGAACUCGGUGAACCUGCGACCUAGUAUCGAUGCGUUCUGGGACCCGGAAAUAGUCAAUGACCACGUUGACAAAUUCUCGCCUUCGAAGCCGCUGCUUUCGCCACGCAAACAGAACCUCUUCAAGCAGCUCGAGAAGCAGACGAAUUCCAUAACUCUAUCCGACGAUGACAGCGACUCGAUUCCAUCCCCCCACAACUUCGCCACGUAA
Messenger RNA from Didymosphaeria variabile, 1164 nucleotides. RefSeq lists its product as uncharacterized. NCBI's taxonomy places the organism in Eukaryota, Fungi, Ascomycota, Dothideomycetes, Pleosporales, Didymosphaeriaceae. The record is from RefSeq and is a predicted model, not a curated record. The transcript has 2 exons. Bases 1 to 1164 code for a protein of 387 amino acids.